This is a messenger RNA of Spathaspora passalidarum NRRL Y-27907, 774 nucleotides long. RefSeq lists its product as uncharacterized. NCBI's taxonomy places the organism in Eukaryota, Fungi, Ascomycota, Pichiomycetes, Serinales, Debaryomycetaceae. The transcript has a single exon. The record is from RefSeq and is a predicted model, not a curated record. The annotation marks the transcript as partial.
CCAACUACACAUGGCAGAUAUUGGCCACCCUUCUCAAACAAUCAAACCAGAAUCACAUCAGACUCCGACAAUAGUAACUGCCCCUGCCCUUGUCACCAUGAUAGAAACUUUGAACCCCCUGGUUCACACCAAGUUUACUAGUCAGCAACAGCAUUUCUCAAAUAAUGCCGUCCCUCCUGAGCAUGCGAACUCCGAAUCGGCCCCUGAUAAUGGUAAUCACCCUGAACCUCAACAACAACAACAACAGCAACAUCUAAACCAUCGUCUAGACAAGCAACGAGAGGAUAACCAAAUACCCGUCACUUCGUCAUCAUCAUUGUCAUUAUCCAACCCCUCCCCCACUAAACCGAACGCUUCCUCACAAGAAUCAAUUGAACAUAAUAAACUAGAAUCGUCGUCCGAGUUAUCCUUCACCAAAAAAGACAUUAGUAAAUCUCGCACCCAAUCUUUCCAAUCCGUUCUUUCCACUGCAUCAUUAAUCUCACUAAAACAACAAGCAUUAUCCAGUAAUAACCCACCGGCAAAUGAUAUCACCUCCAGUGGCACGUUGCAUCGACAAAAUAGUAUAAUCAACGGGAAUAACAACACACUAAUCAGAAGCAACUCUACUGUCAAUAAUUCCAAAAACUUUCAGUCAUUUAUUCAAGCCCCUGUGUUUUCCAGUUUUACCAAUUUGAAAUCCCAAGACGAUGAUAUCCAGAUUGGACAACAAUUACCAUUUGAGAAUAAAUCGACUACAAAUGACAAGAAAGCUGCAAGUGCUACUUCCACCAU